AUGUUCAACCAUGGCGGCGGGCUAGCAGCCGGUUAUGGCGACUUUCCUCCGUGGCAGCCGACCAAUUGGAUAAGCAAUUUUCCUGACCUGAUCAUCGUGAACUUUAAUUACCGUCUCAACUCGUUCGGAUACCUCGGAUUAGAUAAUCUUGGCUCCAAAAUCCUGCUUUGCGCUACAAAUAUUGCCAACGAAGAUGGAGUUCACGGCAACUUCGGGGUUCACGAUCAAAAUGCGGCGAUCGAGUGGGUUUACGAGAACAUCCACUAUUUCGGAGGAGACAACGAGCAAAUUACACUGAUGGGUCAAUCUGCUGGAGGACAAUCAGUCUUUACUCACGCUCAGUGGUCAAAAUCAUCGAAAAUGAUCAAGAACUUCAUCGCAAACUCCGGCCCAGCACUUCUUCCGCCACAUGGUGCUUUGAAAGAAGAUUACUACGCUUUCGGUGAACGAUUUCUUCGCGAUACAGAAUGUCGUGACAAUUUGAAUGUUUGGAGAUGUCUGAGAGGACUGUCAACGGAAGAGUUGAAAAACGCGACAGAAGCGGUAACGAUUCCGAAUUUCUGGACAGAUGGGCUUGGUGCUCUGGUGGAACCGUUUAGGCCCGUGUCUGACCGCCCAGCGGUUAAUUUCACCGUCGCCGGAGAAGACGUCAUUUUCAAGUUUGAAAAUUCAGCAAGUGCGAUUUUCGCUGGGAAAACAUCGGACGCGCCAAUGCUCGUCGGCUGGAAUCGGGAGGACCCACUUGGAUGGAUCGCCGCGGUUUUCCCAAAUGGCACCAUGACUGUUGCGAGAAUUUUCUCCGAAUACAUUUUCGACUGUGGAAAUCGAUACAUGUUGCAAAAUCGAGAUUCAAAUUUGUGGCUUUAUCAGAUGGAGGCGCCAUCUCCUGUUGCAUUUAACGAGACGGGUUUUGAAGGAUGUGACGAAGGAGCUUGUCACGGCGUAGAGCUCUACUAUCUCUUCGGUUCUUUUGACAGACUUUCCCAAGUUUUUCCGGACAUUCCAAAUUUCGAUCCAUCAGAAGAAGCCCUUGAACUAUCGCGCCAAAUGCAAAUUGCAUAUUUAGAAUUUAUGAAAACGGGACAAAUGCUCUGGCCAGAGUAUAAUUUGUCGAGCCAGCUAGUUGCCCGAUAUCAGCUUGGAGGAAUCAAAACGGAGGUUAGACUAAACUCGGAAGUCUGCGAGGUUUUCAAUCGAUUGGAGAAUAAUCAAAGAUAUGAUAGACAUAUCUAUGAAUUUGAAGAGUAA
Messenger RNA from Oikopleura dioica, 1248 nucleotides. The record is from the annotation of a GenBank genome assembly. NCBI's taxonomy places the organism in Eukaryota, Metazoa, Chordata, Appendicularia, Copelata, Oikopleuridae.